UCGAUCCCAACACACAUGCAAGAUUCCAGCUGAUCUGGAACGGUGAAAUACGCCGGUUACAGUUAUUCACCCGAAAGCAAUAAAUUUUGACUUUUAUCGAUCGAAAUAAUUCGGAAAGAUUAAUUAACUCUGACCAAAAUUCGUUUCCAAUCAUUAGUGGUCACGGGAGUUGACAGAUCUAUUCUUUCGAAAAAAUUGUGGGGAGGCUUUGGUGUGGCAUUGAAUACAGUGUUUAAGGAUUUGUCUACAAUGUCGUUCACGGAGGAGAAGGAGAAGUUUUUGAAGAUGUCCAGAGACGAGAAGAGACAACAUUACAAAUCUGAGAUAACCACUUUAGAGCAAAUCAUGACCCUGCCUGAAUAUAUCAAGAAAAAUAAAGGGGGUGGUGAAAUUACGUCUGAUUUAGCGAAGAAAGUGUCAAUGUGGCAAGGUGACAUAACAUCCCUUGAAAUCGACGCAAUUGUCAACGCUGCUAAUUCAAGCUUGAUGGGAGGUGGAGGAGUUGAUGGAGCAAUUCACAGAGCGGCUGGUCCGACCCUGAAGAAAGAAUGCGCCACCUUGAACGGAUGUUCCGUUGGAGAAGCCAAAAUUACUGGCGGAUAUAAAUUGCCAGCUAAAUAUGUCAUUCAUACGGUUGGACCUCGAGGAGAAAAGCCAGAGAAACUGACAGACUGUUAUCGCAAUUGCUUCCAAGUGGCUAAAGACAAUGGCGUGAAGACUAUUGCUUUCCCUUGCAUAUCAACUGGAGUUUAUGGAUAUCCUCAGAGACCUGCGGCUGAAGUUGCCAUAAACACUGUCAAAACUUUUCUCCAGGAAAAUCCAGAUGAGAUCGAUCGUGUGAUAUUUUGCCUGUUCCUGCAGACAGACAAAGACAUCUACGAAGAACUUCUUCAGAAGUAUUUUCAUACCUAAGCUAUUGGCAUAAUUUUUUAUAUAAAUGUCGUAAUUUGAAA
Messenger RNA from Diachasma alloeum, 953 nucleotides. Its product is annotated as ADP-ribose glycohydrolase MACROD2. Gene Ontology annotation, cellular component: nucleoplasm. Gene Ontology annotation, biological process: peptidyl-glutamate ADP-deribosylation; purine nucleoside metabolic process; DNA damage response. Lineage: Eukaryota; Metazoa; Arthropoda; Insecta; Hymenoptera; Braconidae. Gene Ontology annotation, molecular function: ADP-ribosylglutamate-[protein] hydrolase activity. The record is from RefSeq and is a predicted model, not a curated record. The transcript is spliced from 6 exons. Bases 250 to 912 code for a protein of 220 amino acids.